Messenger RNA from Symbiodinium sp. CCMP2456, 4722 nucleotides. The record is from the annotation of a GenBank genome assembly. NCBI's taxonomy places the organism in Eukaryota, Dinophyceae, Suessiales, Symbiodiniaceae.
AUGUCUGCAGCUGCUGAACUGGAGCACUUCAUUGGUUACGGUGGCAAGCAUCUUGGCACUGUGUGCUACCAUCCCUCAGAGGCGGAAACGCUGAUUUAUGCGGCAGCUUCAGCCAUCAUCGUCGAGAACGUGAAUGAUCCGCACAAGCAAGAGUUCUUGAGGGGGCACGAUGCAGAGGUUUCAGCUCUCGACGUUUCCCUGAAUGGCAAGCUCCUGGCGAGUGGCCAGCUCGGUUCGCCAAGCAGGAAGGGAGCUGUUGCGCCGGUAGUAGUUUGGGAUUUUGACAACCGGAGUCGGUACAUCGACUUCCAUGGUCUAGCACACUCAGUCCUUUGCGUCAAGUUUUCGCCGGAUGGACGCUUCCUUGUUGCAGCGGGUGCCAACCAGAUGCUGUAUGUCUGGGAUGUCUCAACCGGAGAAGUUGUCUACAAUCGCAGGACAGAGAGCCCGUGCUUCCUUGGUGUUUGGGGUCCCAUUCUGGAAACUGGGCGAUAUCCGUCCUAUCAGCUUUGCACGACCUACGACAGCCAAGUUCUGUACCAUCUCAUGAGCUUCGACAUGCGGUCCAUGUCGUAUUCACUUGGCAGUGAUGCCAUGCAAUUUCCUCCUUCUGGCCUGCAGCGGAAACACAUCUGCGGCCUGGUGGUCGCAGAUUUCCUGAUAACAGGUACAUCUGCCGGAGAUAUGUGUGUGUUCAGCUUGAAGACGAAGGUUUUCCGCACGGCCCUUCCCAUUUGCAACAACGGUGUUACAGGGAUAGCGCAGUAUGGAGACUUCCUCUUCGUGGCUGGCGGCGACGGUCGGGUCAAAGCCGUUCGUGGCUUUGACACGCACUGGGACGUCCUCGCAGAGAACGUGCUAGAAGCCGGAGUGACGGCACUGACGCCUUCGGCUGAUGGUGCAGAACUAACUGCUGGUACAAGGAAUGGCAAGAUGUGGAGACUUCUGUCCUCGGAUCUAACAGCCACCUUGCAAAGCGCCUCGCACACUGGCGAGGUGACAGAUAUUUCGUUUGGAGCGAAAAGCGAUGUGGUGUGCACCACAUCGGACACCGGUGAGGUCUUCCUCCUGGACCUUUCGGACUACAUGCCCGUCACUUCGGCCCUGGCGAAGUCACCGGUUCGAAGUGCCGUCAUUGCCAGCAAUGGAGAGAUCCUUGCUGGUUAUGACGAUGGCUUCCUGCGUGCCUGGUCUGCCGAUAAGGGCAGCAGCAGACUACUGUGGCAGGUGAACUGUCAUAGGCAAGGGGUGACAGUGGUGCGGGAGUCUGCCAACUUCAUCGUGACCGGUGGUGGAGACAGUGCCGUGCGCUUCUGGCAGCGAAGUUCGAGGGAACUCCUAUCGUCUUUCCAAAACCACCGCAAGCCAGUAGCUGAUCUCGUUUUAGACGAGGUGAGUCCACAUGUGGUUCACUCUGGAAGCGAGGACAAACUGGUUGUGACGUAUGACCUCAAACAGAACAAGGCACUCGUCCAACACACAUCGCUGGGUGGAAACAUCACAAACCUGUCGCAGCGCAAAGACCGCGACAACGAGGUGGUAAGUUGUGCGCAAGAUGGGAAGCUCCUGUUCUGGGACGUGGACUAUCCUGAUCCAACAGGCUGCAUUGACAGCCCAACGGGGAUGCCGCUCCGACUGCGGUGUUGCGAAGUGUCCCCGAAUGGUCGCUACAUCGCGGCGGGUUGCGAUGAUUCUAGGAUGUACAUCUACGACCUGGUCUCGUGUCAAUGCGUACAGGAAUGCGACGGACAUUCAGGUGGGGUGUCGCAGGUUCGCUGGAGCCCAGACCAGAAGCAGGUCAUCAGUGCAGGGAAGGUCUUGGCCUUGACCGCUCCACCAUACCCACUCUGCGCUGACGUGCAAAAGGUAAAUGGCUCCACCCAGACGCUCGACUGUUUGCAUUUCAAUGACAUUGCUUUCGACCAGAAUGAGCCUGCUGAAGAUGCAGACUCUCCAAGGCUUGUGGACGUGGACCAGGUGCCGGCCGUGCGCCCAGCCGCCGCGCCCGUUGCCCUACCAGGGGAUCGCUUUGACAGUCUGCGAGAAGCUGACGCAUACGCCUCGGACACAGAGGCUAAUCUCGGAGCCGGCCCGGAAUCACAGGUGCAGUGUCCGCCCCCGGUUGAGUUCCAGCGGCAGGCGCCGCGGGCGCGGCGAAUGGUGUUGGACCCGUACGCCAGAUCUGGUGACAGUGUCCGUGAGAACGCCCCAGAGGGCUGUCCCACCACUGAGUUCAAUAUAGAGAAUCUGCCUCCAGUCAUGCAAAACGAGAUCGAGUUUGCCAUCAAGGACUGUCGCAAGUACAGCAGCGGCACUUCGGUUAGAUCAGAGUGCAAGACUGUGGGGAACUUCCGCUUCAGGUUGCUGAUAUUUCCUGGUGGAACUCAAACCGCUGGGGGACAGCAGGUAUCGGCCUUCGUUGAGGCAGACCCUGUGGAGGGGCUCGACCCCAGGUGGUGCUUCCAUGGCGUGAAAUACCAGAUCAGUCUGGUAAAUUGGACAGACUACCGAAGAAGUGUCACCAAGUCCGAUAUCUGGUCCUUUUCCAAAGACGGCAUCGACCGCGGCUGGCAUGACAUGGUCAGAGUUGCGGAGCUGAUGCCCGAAAGCGCCUGGGUUGGGCCUGACAACACCCUGCUCUUCCGGGCGGCAUGCUAUGUGCGAGCUGCAGACCAACUGAAUUUGCCUAAUGAUUAUAGCUGCAAGAAGGAGACGGGCUUCAUCGGCCUGAAGAACCAUGGAGCGACUUGCUACAUGAAUGGCUUGCUUCAGAGCCUGUUUCAUGUCGGUGAGUUCAGAAGGAUCGUUUACUCCAUUGAGAGCGAUGAUGAAGCCGACAACACCGAAGACUUGGAUGGCAAGCCGCAGUUGAUCCAGGCUUUGCAGAACGUGUUUUACAAGAUGCAAUUGUCCGACCAGGCAGUGAACUGCAAGGAGCUCAUGAAGUCUUUUGGGUGGGAUACGAUGGAUGCAUUCACCCAACACGAUGCACAGGAGUUGAAUCGAAUUUUGUGCGAUCGGCUGGAGGAGCGGAUGAAGAACACACCUUCGGAUGGAUCCAUCAAGCGACUCUUUGAAGGUGAGAUGGAAAACUAUAUUGAAUGUAUGGACGUGGACUACAAAUCUCGACGAAAUGAAACCUUCUACGACAUACAGCUGACCAUCAAGUCUGAGAGGGGCCAGGAACUGCAGAACAUCGCUGAGUCUCUCCACGAUUUCACGGCAGAGGAGACGCUGGAAGGCGACAAUGCAUACGAGGCCGAGGGCUAUGGAAAGCAACGCGCAAAGAAGGGGAUUCGUUUUCUCAGGUUCCCACCAGUGUUGAACCUGCAGCUGAAACGCUUCCACUUUGACCUGGAGAAAAUGGACAUGGUGAAACUGAAUUCCCGCUUCGAAUUCCCACGCGAGCUCGACCUCAGCCCCUUCAUGCCAGAUGCAGGCAGGUACAACUUAUUCGCAGUUGUGGUCCACAAUGGGGAUGUCAACAGCGGGCACUACUAUGCUCAUAUUCAGCCAGAUCCAGAAAGAGGAUGGUUCAAGUUCGAUGAUGAGAUGGUGACCCCAUGCAGUGAAUUUGCUGCUAUAGAAGAUAACUACGGAGGAAGUGAUCUCGGAGUCUGGAACUACUUCGACCACGGGCCCCAUGAACUGCGCGGCAUGGCUCCACAUAGCAAGCCACGGAUUCACAACGCGUAUUUGCUCAUGUACAUCCGCGAGGAUCUGAGCAAACAUAUCCUGACACCUCCAGAUCCCAAGGUUGUGAGCCCAAAGCUUGUCGAUCGCAUUGACCGCGAGGCUCAUUUGGCGGAGCAGCGCCGCAGGGAGAGGGUUGAACAACAAACCAAGAUCAGGAUCAAGUUGGUGACGGAAGCCGACCUUUGCCAAAUGACUGGUUUCUGGGACCACCAGCAAGUCCCGUGCAGUCAAACGUACAAGUUCGGACGGGAGAGCCCUGUGAAGGACCUCAUGGAGCAAUUUAGCCAAGAGACGGGCGUUGACCAGAAUCACAUGGCUCUGUUCGUGCUUCAGUAUCGUUCCUCACCUCCUCAAAUCAGAUUCGGCUACAUGCAGCUCGACAGCGCGUUCAAGUUGCACAUCCCUCCAUAUGGGGCUCCUCACUUUGAUGUGAGUGAUCCCAAACUCCUUGUCCUCGUGGUUAUGUCACGAGGAUAUAGCGUGCGCAGCCUCAGAUGGAGCAGAGAGGGUGAAAAGCCUGACGACUUGUCGGCUUGGGACGAGGAGAAGGUGACCAUGUUGGUGGUCAAAUACUUCUGUGCUCAGACAAAGAGGAUCGUGACUCUUGGCUGCUACUACCUGCCCAGUCACGAGACGUUGAUGCGGAUGGUCGCAGACGGCUGGAUGUCUGAAAAGCUCGAGCGCAUGAUUCGCAGCAAGCAGGUAGCACCGCCUCCAGAAGAGGCAGAUGUAUGGAGCUGCUGGGAGGAGUUCAGCAAGCAUGAUCUCCAGUUGCGGAACACCAGAAGAUCGGUCAAGCUUGAGCAGCUCUUCUCGGGUGAUGCGGUUAUCUGGCAGAAGAUGCAUGCUGAUGACGAGAAAGAGGCACGCACUCCGCUCGAGGUGCAGAUCGACCCUGACAUCCCACCAGCGUAUCCCAUCCUGACAGUUGCAGACCUAGCUGCACAUGAGGCCGAAGAGGCGCAUCCAGAUCCGCACGUUCUCGCACGGUCGCGACAAAACAAGCCAUUGACAAUCAAGCCAUAG